Messenger RNA from Colletotrichum truncatum, 1968 nucleotides. Its product is annotated as G1-S regulator (Dfp1/Him1). The record is from RefSeq and is a predicted model, not a curated record. Gene Ontology annotation, biological process: regulation of cell cycle phase transition; positive regulation of nuclear cell cycle DNA replication. Lineage: Eukaryota; Fungi; Ascomycota; Sordariomycetes; Glomerellales; Glomerellaceae. Gene Ontology annotation, molecular function: nucleic acid binding; protein serine/threonine kinase activator activity; zinc ion binding. Gene Ontology annotation, cellular component: Dbf4-dependent protein kinase complex.
AUGGCAGCCAUAUCCCUAUCACCGACUCCAAUUCCCCCUCCGGCCAUGUCCACUAGACGAACGCCUUUGUCUAGCAACCCCAAUGUGGCCAAUUCGCCCUUGAGAGCAGCCUCUGCUCUGGCCCAGGCCAAGCAGAAGCGAUCCCACGCCAAUAUUCAGAGAGAGGAGCUCUACGGUCAGCCACCACCUCUGAAGAAGCAGGUCAUCGAGAACACCGGGUCACGUCAACUACGAUCGCCUUCUAAGCUUACCAAGCCCUCACAACUACCACAGCGUGUGGCUCGCCCGAUUACGAAAGAACGGUCCACUCAUCACGAUGACGCCAAUGUCGAGAAGAUUCGCCAAUGGCAGGCCGAGUACAGGGGAAGGUUCCCCAAAAUGGUCUUCUACUUUGAGAGUAUCCCGGAAGACCAGAGGGCAAAGCUGUCUAGGCAUGCCAUGUCCCUUGGAGCGAGAGACGAACGCUUUUUUUCUAGUAGCAUCACGCAUGUUGUAACUGCCCGUCCGAUACCCGCACAGGAAGAAGUGCAGGCGUCUGCACAAGAAGAUCCUGAGCCGGAGGAACAGCCACAGACGAUCAAUCCAUCUCUUCUCGACCGCGGCACCGAUGCACGAAGACGCCUGUUGUUUGAAACCUCGAGAAGAAACCAAGCUCAACCGCAGGAUGAUGGAAUCAGGCGGGCACGAUCUACCAGGAGCAAUGACGUACUUCACAAAGCUCGCGACAUGGGCAAGAAGAUUUGGUCCGUCGAGAAAUUUCAGAGGAUGUUACAAUUCUUGCUGGAGCCUGACCCCCAUGUCGUGGCGGCAUAUGGCGCCAAGGGGGAGUCGUCGCGGAGUUUGAGCACUAAGAAAACGGUUGAUGAGCCGGGUCUAUUGCAAUUGCUGCAACACGAGCGGCUCAACGGCCCUUCUGAUGCUGUCACUAGCCGGGAGAUGAUCAACUUCAAAGGACCCUACAUUUAUGUGUACGACAUUGAUGAGAAGCAAAAGCCCAUCAUGGUACGGGAAUAUCCCAAGGUCAACAACAAAUACGAUGGCGAGUGGCCUCAAUUUAGGACUGUCACGGAUGGCCGCUGCCCUUUCGUCGAGGAACCGGAACCUGUUGAGCGGCCGAGUCGGAAACCUCAACCGCAACAGAAAGAGCAGAAAGAGCACAAGGAAACGAAAGACAGCGUCGUGAAGCCUGUAAUCGAAGAACGGGCGGCUCUUCAACCCCCUGAAGUCCCAGCACCCAAAGCUGUAAUUGGCAAGCGCACACUUGCAGAAAUGCAAGACGGACAGAACAAAGCUAAAGUGGCAAUGAAGCCAUUGGAGCUUUUCAACCCUCCGAAGGCCGUUGUAUCGAACCCUAUUGACUUCCGCUCUCAGAAUGCUUUCACUAGCCGGGCUGGAACUGGUCGUUUAUUUGCAGGCGAGCCCGUGGCUUCUGGGGUACAACCUUCCAAUGUUACGUCCGCCAUUCGCUCCCAGAUGAUUUCCUCUACUUCGGGUGUCAAUGGGGCCAAGGCUGGCACUAGCAAGGAAGUUCACGGACUUCAGCGAAAGGUGCUCCAAAGAGGUGCUCCAGCACCCCAGGAUACCAGUUCUCGGCGACUCACUGAGAUGAGCUUGGAUGCGACAUCUACCAGAUCUACGAGCGUUUCUAGAACAACAAGUCGGCGGAUGGAGCUCAUUGAGGAGGAUACAGAGAAGCAAACUUCCAAGCUCGUCCGAACCAGCUCCAAAACACAGGCACCACCUGCAAAAAGUAAACGUGAUCUCAAGCCCGGUUACUGUGAGAACUGCCAGGACAAAUUCAAGGAUUUUGACGAGCAUAUUCUCACGCGAAAGCAUCGCAAAUUCGCAGAAAAUGACGACAACUGGGUCGAACUGGACGACCUUCUUUGCCAACUGGGCCGUAUGCCCAAAGGUUUUGGUCGGAAGGCGUCAUAUGGUGACGAUGAGGUAGCGCAUGAAUGGACGUAG